This is a messenger RNA of Thermothelomyces thermophilus ATCC 42464, 402 nucleotides long. RefSeq lists its product as uncharacterized. The transcript has 2 exons. Lineage: Eukaryota; Fungi; Ascomycota; Sordariomycetes; Sordariales; Chaetomiaceae. Bases 1 to 402 code for a protein of 133 amino acids. The record is from RefSeq and is a predicted model, not a curated record.
AUGUCCAUUGGCAUUGUGCACUACCAGGUUACGACGGGCGAGAACAUUCCCGUUACUCGCGAAGCGACCGGCGACAUCUCCAAGGACUCGCUGGCUGCGGAGGUCCGCCAGAAGCGGUCCCAGCAACCGCAAGCCCAACCCGGGGGCGGCGUUCUCGAAAGCCAGCAGUCCUACGCGGGCCUGGCGCCGACCUAUGUCACCAACCAGCGGCAUCGCGACCCGGCGGGCCCGCACGGCAGGAACCUCAAGGAGGGCGGCUUCGAAGGUAGCGGCACCGAGGCCGGCCCGCUGCCGGAGCCCGGCAGUAUGGAGGGCCCGACGCGGAUCGCCACCGGCCUGGCCGCCCAGGGACGGAAGGAGGCCGGGACAAAACAGGAGGGCGGCGUGGAGGGAAAGACUUAG